This is a messenger RNA of Acanthosepion pharaonis, 777 nucleotides long. NCBI's taxonomy places the organism in Eukaryota, Metazoa, Mollusca, Cephalopoda, Sepiida, Sepiidae. The record is from the annotation of a GenBank genome assembly.
AUGCACACUUUCUCUCUCACAAUCUGGGAGAUUCAAACAAAGACUGCAGUGAUUCACACCUUGAUCACUGUUCAGUCUCUUCUCCCCUUCCUGACACCUCUUCAUUUUUUUUUUCUUCUUCAUCCCUUCAUUUUCUCCUUUACAAUCUACCCCCCCCCGUUAUCAUUUCUACAACUAUCUUUCCCUUCCCAGUCCUCACUAAUACCUCCCAUUACCACCAUUAUAAUUACUUCUCUUCCCCUUCUUGUCUCACUGAAUUUAUAUCAACCCCCCACCAUCCACUUUGGAAGGCUCCAUUACCUUUCCCUUCACCUCUGUAACACCUCUGUAUUUUUUUUAAAUCACUAUCCACCUUCCUUUCUACCAUUUCAUUUUCUGUACCCAAUGUUACUCUUUACCACCCUUUUCCUUCAUUCUUUUCCCUUCAAUUCUAUUUUUUUUUCUCUUGCUUUUCCCUUAUCACUGUUUGUUAACCCGUCUUUCCCUUUCACUAAACCACCCACCCCACCUUCAGCUCCACCAUUUCAAUCCCCCUUACUCUUCAACCCUUGCUAUUUCAACCAUCAUUUUUUUUCUCUGCAGCUUCCCAUUCCCUCUUUUCAUCUCUAUUUUCAACCCAACUUGAUUCUUUCUUGUGACCUCACUUGUACUUGGCUUACUUUUGCUUGCUUUUCACUUUUCUCAAAUAUUAAAACUUGUCUUAUUUUCUUCUGUUUUACUGCAAAUCUCUCAGUGAUUUUUUUCUCUCUCUAUCCUCCAUGCAAACAAGCCAAUUGA